Messenger RNA from Stegostoma tigrinum, 4355 nucleotides. Its product is annotated as late histone H2A.2.2-like. The coding region runs from base 423 to 866 and encodes 147 amino acids. The transcript has 2 exons. Lineage: Eukaryota; Metazoa; Chordata; Chondrichthyes; Orectolobiformes; Stegostomatidae. Gene Ontology annotation, cellular component: nucleosome. The record is from RefSeq and is a predicted model, not a curated record. Gene Ontology annotation, molecular function: structural constituent of chromatin; protein heterodimerization activity; DNA binding.
GGGACUAAGAGAAAGUAAUAUUCCCUCGGUACAAAGCUAAGUGUGACCAGCUGCUUCGAACAAAUGGAAGGUUUUGAAAAUCCGAUUCAAGGUCAGAAAUGGACAUUCCACUCGGGUCCGCAAUGCGGGAAAGUGGGAUGAAGUCAAAUAUACAUUCAUAAUCUUGAAGUAAAUUUCUUCACGCAUUCUAUUCUGUUGAACGUCCGAGUUUUCGUUAAACAUUGGCGGGCUUUUCGAGUUUGAAAGAAAGCGGUUGAUGAUUUGGUGCCGGGAUUUUCCGGCCUCCUCCCCGGGCCCCCUCCGGAUUGGUGAGGGAAGCAGAUAUCUGAUUGGGCAUUGAAAUGACAUUAGGAGAUACUGAAAAAUGUGACCAAUCAGCAAUGGCCGCACCCCCAUUCCUCCCGAAGGUAUAAGAGGACGGGAUGUGGCCGCAUUGCAGCAUUCUCUGUGAAAGUGUUUGUGAGACUGUGGCGAUGUCUGGGAGAGGAAAGGGCAGUGGCGGGAAAGCUCGGUCGAAGGCGAAGUCCCGGUCGUCCCGGGCUGGGCUGCAGUUCCCGGUGGGACGUGUUCACAGGCUCCUGAGAAAGGGUAACUAUGCUGAGCGUGUGGGUGCCGGAGCGCCGGUCUAUCUGGCUGCGGUGCUCGAGUACCUGACGGCUGAAAUCCUCGAGCUGGCCGGGAACGCGGCCCGGGACAACAAGAAGACCCGCAUCAUCCCCAGGCACCUCCAGCUGGCCGUGCGCAACGACGAGGAGCUCAACAAGCUGCUGGGAGGUGUGACCAUCGCUCAGGGCGGGGUGUUGCCUAAUAUCCAGGCCGUGCUGCUGCCCAAGAAAACCGCCGCUGGGGGCGCCACUAAAAAGUGAAGAGACCGUUUUGGAACCUGAUAAUCCAAAGGCUCUUUUUAGAGCCACCCACAACAUCAGUGAAAGAGUCUCAGACCUCGUUUCUGUUCGAUUGAUUUAAUUUUAAAUAUAUAGAGCCUGGGACUUCGCAACGUCAAAUUUCAAUCACAUCAUUCAUUGAUCCUGUAGUUGUCACAGUUCGAUAGAGAAUGAAAUCCAUCCUGCUGCUCCUGAUUUCGGUAAUAUUUCCAUUCAGAGCUGGCAGCCGAUGAGCAGGAAGAAGUUAUGAUGAGCUUAUUAUAAAAUUACAAUGUAUAACAUAUUUGGAGAACAGAAUAAUCGUUUUGCAAAUACGUUUUCCAGUCCCACUGCUUGUUGUUCACUGCCAAUUUCACAUCUCCCUUAAUCGCAUCAGAGAAAGCGAAAGUGACCCGGGGCAGCACGUUGCAGGGUCAUUUGCUUUUGAUAAUGAACGGCCACUGACCCUCUGCGCAUUAGUCUCGGGUGCAGCUCAUUUUCCUGCCUUUUGUAUUAUCGAGUCCUCACAGUGUGGAAGCAGGUCAUUCGGCCCGUCGAGGCCCGACUGACCCUCUGAAGAGCAUCUCUCCCAAAGUGCCCUUCCAUAUCCCUGUCACUCUGUCUUUCUCUGGACGCACUGGGCCCAUAGCAUAGCCAUGCCACAUAAAGUGCACAUCUUUGGACUAUGGAGGAAACCAGAGCACCUGGAGGAAAUCCUCAAAGACACUAAGGCCACCCACCAGCCUACCUUUUAUCCUGGGAGUAGCAGCCAUGGCCUGUACAGCUUCUCCCUGAAGCUGAGCCCCUUACAAAUCUUUUAUGAAUGUUUAAGCUUAAAGUAAAAGAAAAAGCUUCUAGUCAGUCUGGCUGUUCAUCAUCUUGAAACCUUGGAUGAACUGUCUAAUCCAUUCCCUACAGCAGACCAGGAGUGCAGCAUCAAAAGGGGACGACCAGAAAAUUCAGCGGAGAAGGCUUCAGCAAAUCCAUCAAAGAUACCAAGAGGCAGGACUGGAACAGUUUAGUGGCCCCAACCAACCAAACUGAGCAAAGCAAGAUAGUGGACAAAGACAGUUCCCACCCUGAUGCUGUCUAUGCUUGGUUUACACAGAAUGCCAGCAGCGUGGUGUCCACUGCCCCGCCAGGCCUCAAUGCACCUGUUCUAUCGGUCACUGCAGUUGUCAGAUCCGUCUUCCUGGUGAGAACACCCAAGGAAAGUAACUGACCUGGACUGAAGCACCAACUGUGCAUGUAAUUCCUGUGGGGAGGUACUCUGACAUCUUUGAUGUCUCCCUCUGACAAGCUGUACUCUGCACCUGCUUGAGAAGACCACCAUUAUCCCAGUCCGAAAAACCACAUGCAGUAUGACUUCAUCUGUACUGCCCAGUAGCUCUGGCAUCCAAAAUCAUGAAGUGCUUCGAGAUGCUGGUCAUGGCCCACUUGAACUCUCGACUUUCAGCCUGCCUCAAUCCCUUGCAAUUUUCCCACUAAUGCAACAGGCCCACAGCAAGAUGCCCUUUUCCCAGCCCUGCAAUCAUCCCUGGAACAUCUGGGCAACAAGGCCACCUACAAUCAGGCUUCUGCUCAUCAACUACAGCUCAGUCUUCAACACCAUUAUCCCUGCAAGACGGAUCUCAAAACUAACACCUCAGGCUUGGCUCCACCCUGUGCAACUGACUCCUCAGCUUCCUGAAACACAGACCACAAAUCGAGAAGAUAGGCAACUGAAUCUCCUCUGCGAGGACAUUCAAACACUGCAACCCUCAAGAAUGCAUUGUCAGGUCCCUACUGUACUCCUUGUAUACUCACUAUUGUUGUCAAAUUCUGAAUGAAUGCCACCUAUAAGUUUGCUGUUGGCAACACAAUGAUGGGAUGGAUAAUAAAUAAUGAUUAUUCAGAUGACAGGAAGGAGAUGGAGGGUUUGGUGACUUGGUGCAAUGAUAAAAAGAAAACUGAAUGUUCACAAAACAAAAGAACUUAUAAUUGGCUUCAGAAGGAAAAGAGCAGAACACACCCUCAGGUCCAUCAACAGAGUAGGGUGCUGAGAGUGUCAAUUUCCCAAGAGUUACAAUAACCAACAACCUUCAUGGGACUUCCCACAUAGAUGCAAUGGUAAUGAAGGCACAAAGGCCUUGUCUUCCUGAGGCUGCUCAUGUAUUUGGCAUGUUACUCAUGCACCAUAGAAAGCAUACUGUCUGGGUUCACAGAGGCCUGAUAUGGAACCUGCUCUGUCCUGUUCCACGAGCGACUGUGGAAGGUUGUGUUCACACCCCACACCAUCACGGCACCCAACUUCCCAACCAUGGGCUCUCGUUGCUGUGCAAAACCUGAGACAUCAAAAUCCAUCCAACCCCAGUGGUGCCCUCCUACAACCUCUUGCAUCAGGCAGAAGAUACAGAAGCUCGAACACCCACACCAGCAGGUUCAAGAACAGAUUCUUCCCUGCCAUAGUUAGACUGACGAAUGGACACUCAAAUUUCAAAAGUGUUGAUCUUGCCUGCAUACAUCCUGUGGAGUGUAACUUGUAUGCCUUAUUGUUUCCAUUUUUCACAUUAUGACCUGUAUGUGCUUACUGACUAUGAUCUGGCUAUACUGCUCGCCAACAAAACCAUUCACUAUUUAGGAACAUGUCACAAUAAAUCUAAUUAAAUUCCCGUAGCAGAGAGGCCAGAAUUGAAUGCAUUAUUCCAAGUGUUCUAAUCCAUGUCCUGUACAGCUGCAACUUGUCCUCCCAACGACCGUUCUCAAUAUACUGGCCAAAUUUUCCGAAGGAUACCAUCAGCAACAAAUGUUGAAACAGAAGUUAAACAAGUUACAACCUUAUUUUCAAAAGGCUGAAAAAGCCACCCCAGUGCCCCCUGAAAGAAGUUUUGUACAAGAUGUGAUAAUGGGCCAGUUGGAGGUUUCAGUUCAGUGGUGGUUAAUGCAGCUACAUUGUAUGUGUUCAAAUAUCAUGAAACAAAAACAAAAACGGCAACGUCUGAUCAGGUUCCAGUUUCACAACUGAUUUUUCUUUUUGUGAAGAGAAGGUGUGUGGCCAAGAUAUUGUCAAUUCAUACAUUCUUUCCAAGCAGUUUUAAAAGGCAAUCGUUUCACAUUGAACAUCUGUCUCUGCCUCAAUUAUAUGAAAAGAGCACUUCCUUCAAAACAAGACACAUUGCUGAAUUUACCUUCACCCACUUGUUCAAAAUGUGGGAAACUGACAUAUUUACUGUCAACCCCUCAUGCCGACAGUAACUUGUGAGCAGGCGUCAGCACUAGAAACAUAUUCGACCCUAAUCAUCAAAACCCUGAAGCCUGCAUGCAUGUUACAUUUAUUAUAAAUACAGAGGUUAAAGCAGUUUGAAUUUGCUCAUCAGAUUAUGAGCAUCACUGGCUCGGCUAAACCACCUGUAAUUGCCCAGAGAGCCAUUAUGUAUAGUCAAUAUCAGUGAUGGGAGUGUGGAGUCACACCUAAAAGGGAGAGAGAACAUAAUAAACUCCAGUAACUCAUUG